GAUGCCCAAUGCCUCUUCCUCAAAAUUCACUCCUGUAUGGAUUGGGUUCUCAUUGCCCAACCUCACAUCUCCUCUGGCGUUGGGACUGUCACCAUCAAUUCAGAGUGGAUGGGCACUUUCACGCAUGAAAGUGACAUGUGCAACAAGCUCCACAUGGCUGGUGUGCCUGUCUGGUAUGUCUGCAUGAUAGCAUAUAUACCUGCCAAUAUGAAGGCCCACAAACCCACAUUAAUUACACAUCCAGAUGACAUUGUCAUCUCGAUGUAUGUGGAGGGCAACAGAAUCCACCCUUACGACAUCAUUUAUCAUGGCCAAGGUGGCCACCAGCACCAACUUCACGUUCAUCACCUGUACAGCAGCACAACUUUCAGAAAUCCUGACGUCGUGGUUCCCCCGUCCACUUCAUCCAGCAGUUUCUCUACUCCCAGUUCUUCUGCUCUUGUGCCAUCCUCUCAAACAUCCGCUGCUGGAAGAGCACCUCAACAUAGUCUCAAAAAGCAUAGGUAA
Molecule: messenger RNA, 507 nt
Organism: Suillus subalutaceus
Lineage: Eukaryota; Fungi; Basidiomycota; Agaricomycetes; Boletales; Suillaceae
Exons: 1
Source: RefSeq, a predicted model, not a curated record